AUGGGAGAGAUAUCUGAUAGUAUACUAGAGGCAGCUUAUCCAGCUGAGAAUAUUACCAUUAUCAGAAAUAUAAAGCACGCAGAUGAAUUUUUCAUAACUAAGAUUUCCUUCGUCAUACCUACUAUUAACGUGACAGUUCCUGUCAAAUUGUUUGGGAAAAUAAGUAUGACGCGAUCACCUGGAAAAGUAACCGUUACGGCUGGUAUUAUACCGAAGCUUGAUGUGCCCUCGCCUAUAGUGCCACCACCGUUCAAUAUCCUCAAUAACAGAGUCAUAAAUGUUGACACUACACGCUGUGGUGACGAAAUUCCACCGGGUGGUACAACUAUGAUGACAAAAACUUCGAACGUAGGAGGGGCAACGAAUCAACCUAUCGGGCAAAGCAGCCCAUUAUCAGGUGGUGAUAUUGCAGCUAUCAUCAUGUCGAUUGUGGCUUUCGUAGCUAUAGUUGUAGCUGUUACGCUGUAUUGGAAAAGGCAUAUCAUCUUUAAAAGAUAUGCAUUAGAAAAUGAUAAAGGAAAUUCAAAUGUAGCAAUAUAG
Messenger RNA from Trichoplax adhaerens, 540 nucleotides. RefSeq lists its product as uncharacterized. The transcript has 5 exons. The record is from RefSeq and is a predicted model, not a curated record. Bases 1 to 540 code for a protein of 179 amino acids. Lineage: Eukaryota; Metazoa; Placozoa; Uniplacotomia; Trichoplacea; Trichoplacidae.